GAGGGAAGAGAACUACAUCCCCCGGCAUGCCGCAGGGGUGGGGGGACCGCAGCACCGAGCUUCCCUGACUUCUCCCAGUCCUUCAGGUCCCACCUUGAAAAGGAUGGAGGUGACUGAGGGUACCGGGGCUCCUGAACCCGGCGAGAUCCGGGCACUGAAGCCAUGUCUGCUGCGCCGCAAUCACAGCCUCGAACUGCAUGGCGUGGCGGUCUCCUUCCUCGAGGAGCUGAGAAGCAAGGCUUGUGACAUUCUGGCCAUUGAUAAGUCCUUGGCACCAGUCACCCUGGUCCUGGCAGAGGAUGGCACCAUAGUAGAUGAUGACGAUUACUUCCUGUGUCUGCCUUCCAACACUAAGUUUGUGGCAUUGGCCAGUAAUGAGAAGUGGACAUACAACAAUUCAGACGGAGGCACAGCUUGGAUUUCCCAAGAGUCCUUUGAUGUAGAUGAAACAGACAGCGGGGUAGGAUUGAAGUGGAAGAAUGUGGCCAGGCAGCUCAAAGAAGAUCUUUCUAGCAUCAUCCUCCUGUCAGAGGAGGACCUCCAGGUGCUCAUCGAUGUCCCAUGUUCAGACCUGGCUCAGGAACUCGGCCAAAGCUGUGCUGCAGUCCAGGGGCUCCAGAACACCCUCCAGCAGGUGCUUGACCAGAGAGAGGAAGCCCGCCAAUCCAAGCAACUCCUGGAGCUUUAUAUACGGGCUUUGGAGAAGGAGGGCAGCAUCUUGUCAAAGCAGGAAGAGUCCAAAACUGGGUUUGUUGAAGAGGUGGAUGCAGUCGACAUGGGUACAAGCAGAGAGACGUUCUCUGGAGUUACACUCACAAGCCAGGUCCUUACCGUGCUGAAGGAGAAGCCUGCUCCAGAACUGAGCUUAUCCAGUCAGGAUUUGGAGUUGGUUACCAAGGAAGACCCCAAAGCAUUGGCUGUUGCUUUGAACUGGGACAAAAAGAGAACUGAAACUGUUCAACAAGCCUGUGAGCAGGAGCUCAGCCUGCGUCUACAGCAGAUACAGAGUUUGCGGUCUCUCAGGAGCGUAUCAGCAAGGAAGACUUCACGGCCUGGACAGCUGCAGAGUCCGAAACGAGCUAAGCAAGACCCCACCUAGCUACAGCUACAAGGAAACUCUGUGGCCUGGUUUUUGUUAUCAGUAAAUACCUUUAGCCAGAUUCAUUGACACCUACAGACUACUCCAUACCCUGCCUUAGCGCAUGUUCUGGAACAGGCUGGAAGGCUGGCUUUAUAGCCCUCCAGAAAAGCCUUUACACAUCUCAACAUAUGCCCUUCCACCUAUUUUGAAUGAUACACCAUAGCUGCAAUAGCCAUAUCCCAUUUCCUCUGAUUACAUGUUCUUAUGCUCCAUGUUUAAAAGUCACUGAAGGACAGUAAAAAGGAAUUGUCAUAUUUUGGAUUCAUUGUCCUUGUUCUGAAGCCCUGAUGGUGCAGUGGUUAAGAGUUAUGGCUGCUGACCAAAAGGUCAGUGUUCGAAUCUACCAACCACUCCUUGGAAACCCUGUGGGGCAGUUCUACUCUGUCCUGUAGGGUCGCUAUGAGUCGAAAUCGACUCAGCAGCAACAGGUUUGGGGGUUUUUUGGUCUUUGUUCUAAAGGAGUACCUGGGUGGCACAAAUGGUUAUCAUGCUUAGCUGUUAACCAAAAGGCUGGAGGCUUGAGUCUCCCAGAGGCACCUUGGAAGAAAGGCCUGGCAAUCUACUUCUGAAAAAUCAGCCAUUGAAACUCCUGUGGCUCACACUACUCUGGCACAAAUGGGGUUGCCAUGAAUCGGAAUGCACUGGACAGCAGUUGGUUAUUAGUUGUACUUUUAAAGACAGAGGUUGUCCUUGUUCUAAAGAUAGAACUGCAAAAUUAUAAACAAAUAAUGGUUUAUAGAGAAGGUGAUAGAAUAGAGUGUUGAUUAUGGCUGAAAACUUGUUUCCCAAGUUAAUGAAUAUUUUCGUUUGUUUAAAGGCAUAUAUUAAGUUUGCAGACCAUAGGGACAUACAGAUAGUGUAAUUCACCAUUUCUAAUAUCUAACUCAGUAUUGUGAAAUUAGAUCUGUUACCACUGUGAAACUCUUUUCAGUAUUCUAAUAUGUUUUAUCAGCGGGGGGUAUAAAGGUCAUUAAAUUCCAUUUCCAAGUGA
Loxodonta africana (African savanna elephant) is the source of this 2132-nucleotide messenger RNA. RefSeq names its product DNA fragmentation factor subunit alpha (gene DFFA). The transcript has 6 exons. Gene Ontology annotation, molecular function: deoxyribonuclease inhibitor activity. NCBI's taxonomy places the organism in Eukaryota, Metazoa, Chordata, Mammalia, Proboscidea, Elephantidae. The record is from RefSeq and is a predicted model, not a curated record. The coding region runs from base 104 to 1099 and encodes 331 amino acids. Gene Ontology annotation, cellular component: chromatin. Gene Ontology annotation, biological process: apoptotic DNA fragmentation; apoptotic process; negative regulation of execution phase of apoptosis.